Messenger RNA from Bubalus bubalis (water buffalo), 1612 nucleotides. It is a transcript of the gene CEBPD, whose product is annotated as CCAAT enhancer binding protein delta. NCBI's taxonomy places the organism in Eukaryota, Metazoa, Chordata, Mammalia, Artiodactyla, Bovidae. Gene Ontology annotation, molecular function: DNA-binding transcription factor activity, RNA polymerase II-specific; RNA polymerase II cis-regulatory region sequence-specific DNA binding. The transcript has a single exon. Gene Ontology annotation, biological process: DNA-templated transcription; regulation of cell differentiation; regulation of transcription by RNA polymerase II. The record is from RefSeq and is a predicted model, not a curated record. The coding region runs from base 49 to 819 and encodes 256 amino acids.
GCGCCCGGCCCGCCCGGGGACCGCGCUCGCCGCCGGCCCGACGCCGCCAUGAGCGCCGCGCUUUUCAGUCUGGACGGCCCAGCGCGCGGCGCGCCCUGGACGGCGGAACCCGUUGCCUUCUACGAGCCCGGCCGCGCGGGGAAGCCGGGUCGCGGAGCCGAGCCGGCCGCGUCCGCCAUGUACGACGACGAGAGCGCCAUCGACUUCAGCGCCUACAUCGACUCCAUGGCCGCCGUGCCCACCCUGGAGCUGUGCCACGAUGAGCUCUUCGCCGACCUCUUCAACAGCAACCACAAAGCGGGCGCCCUGGAGCUACUGCCCGGGGGCCCCGCGCGCCUCGGGGGCCCUGGCCCGGCGCCGCGACCCCUCAAGCGCGAGCCCGACUGGGGCGACGGCGACGCGCCCGGCUCCCUGCUGCCCGCGCAGGUGGCCGCGUGCGCGCAGACGGUGGUGAGCCUCGCGGCCGCUGCGCAACCCACACCGCCCGCGUCGCCAGAGCCGCCGCGCCGGAGCCCCGCGCCCCCAGCGCCCGGGCCCGCGCGAGACAAGGCGGCAGGCAAGCGGGGCCCGGACCGCGGCAGCCCCGAGUACCGGCAGCGACGCGAGCGCAACAACAUUGCUGUGCGCAAGAGCCGCGACAAGGCCAAGCGGCGCAACCAGGAGAUGCAGCAGAAGCUGGUGGAGCUUUCGGCCGAGAACGAGAAGCUGCAGCAGCGCGUGGAGCAGCUCACGCGGGACCUGGCCGGACUGCGGCGCUUCUUCAAGCAGCUGCCCGGCGCGCCCUUCCUGCCCGGCGCGGGGGCGGCGGACGCGCGGUGACGCGGGGGGCGCGCGGGCUGCGGCCGCACUGCCUGGAGCCGCCGGGCCGGACUCCCGCGCUUGGCCGGGACUCGGACAGCUGCCGCGUGGACCCUAAGUUACUGUGACGGCAGCUUCUCUACAUCCUACGCCUAGGAUGCAGCUAAGGUACAUUCGUAAAAGAGACUUUUCCGACAAGCCUUUGUACUGUAGAUACGAGGGAAAGACUGAGCAUGCUCACUUUUUUAUACUGAUUUUUACAGUAUUUGUAAGAAUAAAGACGCGUUAGACCCACUUUGAUUCCUGCGCUCGCGGCCCUCCGAACCCGCAGGGGAGGGCGCGCGUCUGGCUGACUUGCACCCCGGGGCCGGUCAUCCCGGGUUACUUUGCUUCUCAAACAGGCCGAACUCCACCUGCGGACGUGCUGGUUAACUUGCCGAGAUCCGUUCGGGUGGAAGGUGCCCGCGCCCCGAGAACGUGUUGGAACCCCGUUGGAGUGCGUCCCACCUCGAGUGGGGGUCUAGGGGCAAGGAGAAGAGGGCUCGGUUACCCGAAAACCAGCCCGACUCAUCUUGGCUUUCAUGGGAUUUGCUUUCACUUUCCUCACUUCUGUAGUCAGCUUCAAGUAGAUUUUCCAAGUGCGUGAAGUACAAGUCAUGUAGGAGAUGGAAAGGACAGUCACAAAGCUACUUAAAACUGGCUACCUUGCCAGUACUUGUAAUGUUUCAAAGAUUAACCUGAAAGAAUAAAUAAAGUCGUUGCCUUUCCCCCAUGAGAGUGGGUAUUGGGCAGCCUAUCUUUGUCUUGGCUGCUA